CCUAUCACUUCUCCGCUGUCUCUCCUGACCCUGCUGUCACCAUAGACAUGACACCUCUCCUGCUCCUACUGUGUGCCGGUGUUUUCCGCACAGCUGCGCUCAGCCACCUCAGACAGUUCCAUAUCACUCAUGAAGAUUUAUUUUGGACAGCGGCACGGAACUAUUGCCGAAACCACUAUACUGAUCUUAUCACUGUAUACAAUCAGGAGGAAGCUGAGCAGCUGAUAGAGUUAAUGAGAUCUAACGGCAGCACUAUGGCCUGGAUAGGUCUCAAUCGCAAAGAGCACAGACAGAAUUUGUCCAAUGAAAACCUUUUUGAUGAAGCUCCAUUGUCACCACCUACAGGCGAAUACACAAAGCCAAACUGUGCUCCUUUCUUGACCCGCCUGCUGAAUGAUGACUGGGAGUGGUCUGAUGGGGGGAGAUCUGCCUAUAGAAACUGGUCAAUGGACCCAAGAGAUGACCAACCCUAUGUAAAAUUAAUUACACCUGGAAGUCUGAUAGCUCUUGGGAGUGAAAACCAAGGAGAUUCAUUAUGCAAUGACGACUUGGAUGAAGAUCGUCGAGGAAAGAAAGACCUGGGAACAAGCUCUGAACCACUGCAAUAAUAAGUACCGUGGACUGCUGCGUAUUGAAUCUGAAAAGGACCAGAGGGUCGUGGAGCAGAACCUGAGGUGUGCUGGUGUCCCUGGUCCCGUGUGGGUGGGUCUGAGACAGAGUAGUGUCUUUGGGUUUUGGGUCUGGACCAAUGGGCUGCCACUGACAGGGUACUGGAAUAACUGGGAGGGGGACAGACAGCCUGAACAGCCUCUGGCCCACCACUGUGGUGCAAUGGCAACUGUGGCAGGAUACAAGUGGAGUGAUAAGGACUGUCUGUCCAUGUUCUAUUUUAUCUGUGAAAAGUGAUACAUUUCCUUACUGUCUAUCACUACCAUUCUACAUGUUUUGAUUGACAUGUUGAAUUUAGGUAAGUGAUCAUUGAAAUAAUUUCUCCAAUGUUGUUUUACAGCAUGCAAUGUAAUGUACACCUGGUCAUUAUCAAUAUAAUAUAUUAUCAAUAUACAGUAUAUGAGCAAUAUUUGAGUACAAUUGCAUGAUAUUUCUGAUAUUUUAAAUGUUUAGAACAAAAUAUAUAGAUUAUAUGAUGGUGAUUAAAUGAUGAUAGUCCUCAGUCAUUAUAUGUACAGUUGAAGUCAGAAGUUUACAAACACCUUAGUCAAAUACAUUUAAACUCAGUUUUUCACAAUU
Molecule: messenger RNA, 1248 nt
Organism: Salmo salar (Atlantic salmon)
Lineage: Eukaryota; Metazoa; Chordata; Actinopteri; Salmoniformes; Salmonidae
Source: RefSeq, a predicted model, not a curated record